Molecule: messenger RNA, 1463 nt
Organism: Anastrepha ludens (Mexican fruit fly)
Lineage: Eukaryota; Metazoa; Arthropoda; Insecta; Diptera; Tephritidae
Product: cytochrome b-c1 complex subunit Rieske, mitochondrial-like
Exons: 1
Coding region: 124-945 (273 amino acids)
Biological process (GO): mitochondrial electron transport, ubiquinol to cytochrome c
Cellular component (GO): membrane
Molecular function (GO): 2 iron, 2 sulfur cluster binding; quinol-cytochrome-c reductase activity
Source: RefSeq, a predicted model, not a curated record
AUUUCAAAAUAUAUUUCGGAUAUUCUUUCUUUCCAUUUUUCUCAUCUGAGACACACAAAAUUACAAUAAAAUAUUCGCUAAAUUUUUCAAAAGUAAAUAAAAAACUACGCCAAUUUCCUUGCAAUGUUUAGCGGAUUAACUUGUGAGCUUAAGUCAACAAUACUGCGUGCAUUUUUGCAACGACAAAAUGCCUUCCAAUUCAAUGUAUGCCAUCCAAGAAAGAAAGCUGUAGGUGCCUCCCAACAGUUGACAGAAAUUACAACAGCGUGUGCAGCUCGAACUGAUAAACUACAUCCGUUUGUGCCGUUCCAGUCGACAUGCCGACCAUUUGCACCUGUCAUGCAGCCGCUGCGAAGGCUACACAACGACAUGAAGGUUCCGGAUUUCUCUGAUUAUCGUCGUGAAACGAAGAACUCAGACGAUCCAAAUGACAGUUGUGCAGAGAAGCGUAAAGCCUUCUCUUACAUGAUGGUUGCAGCUGGCGCUGUCGGCAGUUGCUAUGCGGCCAAAGGCUUAGUAAACAUGUUUAUAAGCUCAAUGGGCGCAACAGCUGAUGUGUUAGCGGCGGCCAAAAUCGAGAUCAAGUUAAAAGACAUACCCGAGGGCAAGUCGGUUACAUUUAAGUGGCGUGGUAAACCACUAUUCAUAAGGCAUCGCACAGAGGCCGAAAUCGAAGACGUACGUUCAGUUAAUUUGGCAACCUUACGCGACCCAGAGUCGGAUGAUAAGCGAGUCAAGGAUCCAAAUUGGCUAGUGCUUAUAGGCGUCUGUACACACUUGGGUUGUGUGCCAAUCGCAAAUGCAGGAGAUUUCGGUGGUUACUAUUGUCCUUGUCAUGGGUCACAUUUCGAUGCGUCCGGUCGUGUACGCAAAGGCCCUGCACCGCUGAAUUUAGCAGUACCACAUUACGAGUUUAUCGACGAGGACACACUUGUUGUAGGCUAAGCAAGGGAGGAGAAUAAUAUCAAAAUGCGCCUUAAUUUCAAAGAAGAGACUGACGUAGUAACAGAUAUAAAGCGGAGAGGAGUAACUUCAAGCAAAGUUAUAUAUUCGUAGCGCAUUUAGUUGCAUGUGUCAUGCAUUCAUAGACUAUAGAUUGCUACGGCCCUGUAACAAAAAUGAAUUUUUAGAGUAGACAAUAAAACUGUGGAAGAAUGGAAAAGUAUUUUAAUAUUUUUGGCAGGAACAAUAAACAGACCUAUAAUAUGACUUAGUCUACCCUAGCAAGUCGCCUUGGCGUCAAAUCUUUGUGCAAGUUAAAAAAAAAGCUAAAUUCAAUCCCGACAGGCAUGCAGUACAUUUGAGUAUGUCGGGGACGGAUUUUACCGUGCAAAUUGAAGGAAAAAGUUCUGAGCGUUUUCUUCCAGAAACUUUUAGUGAGCCAUAUCUUGCGAUGUACGUAUGUACUCUCCGUUUAAUUAAAAACAAUAGAAAUGCAGCAGAAAAGCGGUGGCACCAAAAAU